Molecule: messenger RNA, 9780 nt
Organism: Eptesicus fuscus (big brown bat)
Lineage: Eukaryota; Metazoa; Chordata; Mammalia; Chiroptera; Vespertilionidae
Gene: HELZ2
Product: helicase with zinc finger 2
Exons: 19
Coding region: 25-8823 (2932 amino acids)
Molecular function (GO): RNA nuclease activity; metal ion binding; 5'-3' DNA helicase activity
Source: RefSeq, a predicted model, not a curated record
CGCAGGGCCAGGCCAGCCGUAGCGAUGGUGUCCCCCGGGGCUGGCCCAUUGCCCACCGGCCCCACGGCCACCAAGGAGCCUUCUCUGGCCAGGCUGUGCGCCCAGGUGGACCUGUGUCUGGGCUGCGCCCGCUGCACCCAGCGCCUCAACGAGAGCACCUACCUCCUGCGCCCCGUGGAGCACCGCUGCCCCUGUGAGAUCCUGCUGGCCCGCGCCAAGCGAGCUGCCAAGAGCAGGGUCUGGCGCAAGGUGGACCGCCGGCCCGGCUUCCCGCGGCCCGCGCGGUACGAGGUCUGCCGCUACUACCGCCCCGGGCUGGGCUGCCGGCGGCACCGGAACCAGUGCACCUUCGCCCGGAGCCCCGAGGAGGCGCUGGUCUGGACCUUCGAGCGCGAGCACGGGGUCCGCCGCCUGUGGCUGAAGGCAGCGGUGAAGGGUGGCGGGGCCCAGGGCGAGCUGCGCAGCCCGGCUGACACCAUCCGAGAGGAGUUUGGCGGCCGCUUCCAGCUGCUCUGCUGCCACUGCUUCCGGCACUGCCCGCCACACCUCAGCCCGGUGGACGCCCAGGGCCGCUGCCCCAGGCACGGCACCUGCCCCUCGCUCCUGGCCCACGUGAGCUCCGAGGGCCGCCGGCAGCAGGUGGUGGAAGUGCGGCCACGGCCCCAGUACCGCCAGCCGCUGGCCUACUGCCUGUUCGUGGGGCGCGGACGGCCGUGCCGGCACGGGGCGUCCCGCUGCCAGUACGCCCACAGUGCCGUGGAGAUGGCCGUGUGGGAGGCUGAGCAGCUGGGUGGGCUCCAGCGGAUGGACCUGCUCACACUCCCUGCCCCCGGGGGCGACGGGCACACAGCGCCCCCCCGCCAGCCUCCUGCACUCCAGCUGUACUGCCACGCCUGCCUGGUCACCUGCCGCUCCCAGGAGGCCUUCGAGAACCACUGCUCAUCCCAGGAGCAUGCGCAGAUGGUGGCCCAGGGCCAGGCCGAGGCCUGGGAGUACCGGAGCCCGCCCACCGGGCUCUCCACCUUUGAGCUCUGCCCCAGGCCCAGCCUCUGUGAGUAUGGGGACAUCUGCACCAAGGCACAUUCAGAGCAGGAGCUGCAGGAGUGGACGCGGCGGGUGCGGACGGCGGAGCUGCGGGAGCGGGCGGCCUGGCAGGAGGGGCUGGUGUCCUACCGAGAGCGGCUGCUGGCCGAGUACCAGAGCAGCAGCAGGGAGGUCCUGGUGUUGGCCGAGACUGUCGACGGUGUGUCCGUCACCUGCCACCAGCCCCUGGUGCAUCAGGCCCAGGAGAGGAAGAUUCAGCACAGCUGGACGUUCGUUGUCCACUCUGAGGAUCCGUUGCAACACGUGGCCCUGCUCAAGCAGGAGCCGGGAGCAGACUUCUCGCUGGUGGCCCCCCGCCUCCCGCUGGGCCGGGUGUACGCACAGGGGGAGCGCUUCCGGCUGCCCGGCCGCCCGGCCGGGUACCAGGUGGCCGUGUGUGUGCAGGGCACCUCCUUCGGCACUUUCGAGCAGUGGGUGGUCUUCGACUUUGGCCGCAGGCCGGCCCUGCUGCGGAGGCUGGAGCUGCAGCUGGGCCAGGAGCGCCGGCCGGCGGGGACGCCAGCACCCGGCCGCCACGAGGAGCUGGAGCGCUGGCACACUGGCAACCGCCACGUGGUUCCUGGUGUGGAGCGCACCGCGGAGCAGGCAGCCUUGAUGGCCAAGUACAAGGUGCCAGCGCUGGCCCUAGAGUUCCGCCACGGCGGCCCGGCCCCGGGCCCCCUGUCCUGCGCCAACUACCGGCAGAGGCUGCACCAGUUCCUGUAUGAGGAGGAGGCUACGCAGCAGCAGCUGGUGGCCAAGCUGAACCUCCGGGGCCCCGUGUCCCUGAAAACCUCAUUGCAGACGCCAGCCCUGGGCAUGCUCUUCCCGCCACCGGGAGCCCUCUACGCCGAGGUCCCCAUCCCCGCCUCCCUGACACCAGACACGGACCAGGGCUUCCUGCUGGGCCGGGCGGUCAGCACGGCGCUCGUGGCCCCUGUGCCCCCACCUGACAACACGGUGUUCGAGGUGCGGCUGGAGACCCGGGCCGGCGGGGAGCAGGCGCGCUGGCUGCUGCUCCCCGCCCACUGCUGUGCGGCCCUGGGCUUGCGGCCUGAGGCCAGCCCUCUGCUGGAGGUGCAGUUCCAGGUUGACCCGAUGACCUUCCGCCUCUGGCACGAGGCGGUGGACGCACUGCCUGAGGAGCGUCUGGUGGUGCCCGACCUGCCGGCCUGCGCCCUGCCCCGCCUGCAUCCCAGCCCGCCUGCGCUGCACGGCAACCACAAACAGAAGCUGGCGGUGCAGUUCAUCGCGAGCAGCAGCCCUGGGGGCACGCGGCCUGUGGCCCCGCUGCUUAUCUACGGCCCUUUUGGCACAGGCAAGACCUACACACUGGCCAUGGCCUCCCUGGAGGUCAUCCGACAGCCCCACACCAAGGUGCUCAUCUGCACACACACCAACAGCGCGGCCGACAUCUACAUCCAGGAGCAUUUCCACAGCUACGUGAGCAGCGGCCACCCCGAGGCCACGCCCCUGCGGGUGAUGUACACGGACCGCCCGCCGAGCCAGACGGACGCAGCCACGUUGCAGUACUGCUGCCUGACGGAGGACCGCCGGGCCUUCCGCCCGCCCACGCGCGCCGAGCUGGAGCAGCACCGCAUCGUGGUGGCCACCACCUCGCAGGCCCGCGAGCUCAGGGUGCCUGCUGGCUUUUUCUCACACAUCCUCAUCGAUGAGGCCGCCCAGAUGCUGGAGUGCGAGGCGCUCACCCCACUGCGCUACGCCCUGCCAGGCACCCGCGUGGUGCUGGCCGGGGACCACAUGCAGGUCACGCCCCGGCUCUUCAGUGUGGCCAGGGCACAGGCGGCCGGCCACACGCUGCUGUAUCGUCUGUUUCAGUUCUACCAGCAGCAGACACACGAGGCUGCCCAGCGCAGUCGCAUCAUCUUCCACGAGAACUACCGUUCCACGGAGGCCAUCAUCACCUUCGUCUCGCAUCACUUCUACAUGGCCAAGGGCACGCCCAUCCACGCCCGCGGCAAGGUCCCGCGCCACCCUCGGCACUACCCGCUCAUGUUCUGCCACGUGGCGGGCAACCCCGAGCGUGACCUGUCCCUGACAUCCUGGCUCAACGCCGCCGAGGUCCUCCAGGUCGCCGAGCAGGUGCAGGAGUUCUAUGGCGCCUGGCCCCACUGCUGGGGCCGCCGCGAGCAGAGGCACAUCUGUGUGGUGUCCCACGGUGCCCAGGUGAGUGUGCUGAGGCAGGAGCUGAGGCGGAGGGACCUGGGCCAGGUGUCUGUGGGCAGCUUUGAGAUCCUGCCAGGCCGGGAGUUCCGGGUGGUGGUGCUGAGUACCGUCCACAACCACCAGAGCCUGCAGAGCCCGGGCGCGCCUGCCCUGGAGUUCUUCACGGACGCCCGUGUGCUCAACACCAUCCUGACCCGCGCCCAGUCCCAGGUGGUCGCGGUGGGGGACGCAGUGGCCCUCUGCUCCUUCGGGGCCUGCAGCAAGCUCUGGAAGAGCUUCAUCCGCCAGUGCGUGGAGCAUCGCAGCGUCUACCCCGAGGGCUUGUCGCUGGAGCACAUCGAGCAGGCCGUGGCCCAGAGGCAGCGCUGGGCCCGUUGCCAGCGGCCCGCAGCCCCGCCGGCAGAGGGGUCUGUGGCAGCGGUGGCUGGGGACACGGUCUCAGUGGCGGGGGCAGCAGGAGCCCCGGCCACAGAGCGUGCGGCCUUGGCCGAGGCCGAGGAGGGUGGAUCCCCGGCCAGCACCUCAGUGGUUGGGGACGUGGCCACAAAGAACGCAGAGGCUGGGGACACAGCUUCAGGGUCUGUGUCCAGGGGGUGCCUAGCAAGUGAGGAUGGAGUGCCACCAGGGAACCCGGCCGUCGUGGUGGCAGGGCCGGCGGCCACGGAGAGCGAGGACCCCGAGGACCCCGAGUCUGACUUUUGGCCCUCCGACGGGGAGCUUGGCGCCGACGACUCCAUCCUGCAGGAGCUGCUGGACGAGAGCCGGAACGUGACGGUGACCGUGCGGGAGGACGGGCUGCUGGACACCAUGGCCAGGCCUGCGUCCCCACAGCAGGCCCGGCAGUACGUGAACCUGCCGCCGGACGCACUGCGGAAGCUGCUGCGCUCGGAGCCCCAGCUGCACCACAGAUGUGCCUUCGUGCAGGAGACCUUCGAGCGGGCGACGGCCGUGCCGCUGGAUGACACGGCGCCCGGCCCCAUUCAGCUCCGGGGCCGCCUGAACUGUGGGAUGGCCUUCAGCGGGGACGAGGUGCUGGUCAGGGUCCUCGGCGGCGAAAGGGGCCUGUCGGGGCGGCCGCAGGGCCGCGUGCUGGGCGUGCUGAAGAGGCGGCGCAGCGAUCUGGUGUUCGUGUGCCGCAUGGAUGAGUGGGACCCGCGCAUCAUGACCCCCAUCGACGGCUCUGUGACCAAGAUCUUUGUGGCCGACCUGAAGGACCCCCUGCAGGUGCCCGUCCACUGCUUCCUGCAGGGCCGCGUGCAGAGGGUGGGGCACGAGCAGCUCACGGCCCAGGCCAGGCGCCGCCGGCUCUUCUGGGUGCGCAUUGUGGUCUGGCGGGAGCGCUUCUACUACCCGCUGGGCAUAGUGCUGGAGGUGCUCCCCGAGGCCACCACCUGGGAGCGGGGCCUCCGAGUGCUGGACCUGGAGUACGGCCUCAGGGAGCCCUCGUCAGACCCAGCUGUGGUCUCCAAGGCGCUGCAGAGAUACUGCGCAGAGCUCGGCCAGGCGCCAGGUUGCCGGGACGACUGCCGCAGCUUCCUGACCUUCACCGUGGACCCCCAGGGUGCCCGCAACCUUGACGACGCCCUCAGUGUGCGGGACUUGGGCCCCAGGUACGAAGUGGCUGUGCACAUCGCCGACGUGGCCAGCUUCGUGCCCAGGGACGGGGCGCUGGACGUGGAGGCCCGAAGACGGGGCACCGCAUUCUAUGCCCCCAACCGGGAGCCGACGCCCAUGCUGCCUGCUGGCCUCUGUCAGGACGUGCUCAGCCUCCUCCCAGGCAAGGACCGCUUCGCCAUCUCUCUCUUCCUCACCUUCGAGAAGGGCAGCGACCAGCUCAAGAGCCUGCGCUUUGCGCCCUCUGUGAUCCGCUCCGACCGCCAGCUGUCCUACGAGGAAGCUGAGCAGGUGAUCAGGGGGCAGCUGGGGGCCACCCUGGAGCUGCCCGCCCGCCUGGACUCCGUGGAUGCCUGCAUCCUGGCUGCGUGCCACUUUGCCCGGGUGCUGCGCCGACACCGUUUGCAGGCGGAUUGGCAUUAUGAGCAGCCUGACGAGGACAGCGCGCUGGGCUUCCGUGCGGCCCACGCCAUGGUCAAAGAGUACAUGAUCCAGUUCAACAGCCUGGUGGCCGAGUUCCUGGUGGGCAGUGAGCGCACCCGGACGACCACACCGCUGCGGUGGCAGCCCACGCCCAGCGGCCACCAGCUUGAAGCCGUGAGCGAGAAGCAUGGAGAGCUGGUGCCUUUAUCGCUUCACCUGAGACACCACCUGCAGGGGCGCGGCACCUCCCUUAAGCAGCUCCACCUGCUGGCUUCCCUCUGGAGGCACAUCCAGCUUGCCGCCCACGCCCAGGACUUCGGCCUGCUGGCUGACCUCAUCACCACGGACGACAUGCACCCCUCGCUGGCUGCCGCGGGCCUGGACUUCCGCAAGGCCCUGGGCCGCUCCGUCUUCGGCCGCUCCAGCCAGGGUGAGCGGCAACUGGCCAGCCACUACUCGCUGCAGGUGGACUGGUACACCUGGGCCACCUCGCCCAUCCGCAGGUACCUGGAUGUGGUGCUGCAGCGGCAGAUUCUGCUGGCACUGGGCCACGGGGGCUCCGCCUACUCUGCCAGAGACAUCAACGGGCUCUGCCAAGACUUCAGCCGCCAGCACGCACGUGCCCAGAGCUACCAGCGCCGGGCCUACAGCCUGCACCUGGCCUCGCAGCUCAAGGCCCAGCCGCGCCAGAAGCUGGGCUUUGUGGUGGAUGUGGAAUUGGGUGCCCGCUGCUUCAAGCUGCUCUUCCCGGCCAACCGGGAGACUCUGCCGGACCCCUGCCCUGUUUACUACCGCUCCCUGCAGCUGGCGGAGCACCCGCACCGCCUGGUGAGCCGCCUGGGCCUGCGGCUUGAGUGGCGGCGCCGUGUCUACUCGGUGCUGGCGAAUGGGCCAUGUCCUCCACUGCCAGGCGCCCUGCUGGACCCGCACACCUGGCCCGUGGACGCCGCCCUGUGGCAGCAGCUGCUGGAGCUGGUGGAGGAGCAGCGCUGGCCGGAGGUGGCUGCCCGUGUGCGGGAGCAGGGCAGUGCCGGGCCGCCGCAGCGGGAGCUGGGGCAGGUGUCACGCAGCCGCUGUGGCCACUUUGUGGAGGUGGCCCGGGAGCUGGGCAGCGGGGACACGCUGAAGGUGCAGCUCAGCGCCACGCUGCAUCGGGGGAUCCUGGCGCCAGCCCUGCAGCUGUGGCUCGUGGCCCCGGGCUUCAGCCUGUGCCUGGAGCACGUGGAGAGAGCAGGUGACUGCUUCUCGGGCCGUGUGCCGCAGGCCGGGCGGGACCGUUGCCGCAGCGUGGAGGACUACUGCCUCAUGUGGGAGCCGUUUUGCUCCCUGGAGUCGGCCACUAGCGCCGUGGCCGAGAGCGACGCCAUCACACUGCAGCACGUGUACAUCGCCUGGGACACGGAGCGGACCGAGCAGGGGCAGCUCCAGGGCAGCUUCUGCCUGGAGGCCGCCUUCCUCCGGGAGCACAGCAUCGACAUCAGCUUCGGGCACUGCUACCUCUGCAUCCGGCUUGAGGGGCUUCGGGCUGUGCCCGAUGCCGGGGUGCCAGACCCCGAAGCCAGCCCUGGCCAGCCGCCCCCUGGGCCCAGCAGCCUGGGCCCCACCCUGAGCAUCGACCCGGACACCUACACCUGGGUGGCCCACGGGCUGACAGAGGACUGGGACACGAAUCCAGAGGGCCGGGCCGACCGGCAGGCGGCUGACAAGCAGGUGCACUUCUUCAUCCACCACAUGGCCAUGGAGAAGGUUCCAGAAGAGGUGCUGCGGCCCGGUGCCCCGUUCACCAUUGAGGUGCUGCCCAAGCAGCUGCCUGACCUCCGCAAGGAAGAAGCCGUGCGUGGGCUGAAGGACGCGUCCCAGCUGGUCAUCAACAUCGCCCUGGGCCACCCCAUCCCCCUGCCCCGACACCCGCCCCGCCACGCUCCCCGACACUUUCCUGGCCAGCAGCCCCUCCGCAGAGGAAUCCCCAGCAGGUUUCUGGAGCGACAGGCCUUUGACAUCCCCGGAGGCCGCCACAAGCUGAACCCCAGCCAGAACGGGGCUGUCAGAGAGGCCCUGAAGAGGCAGUUCACCGUCAUUCAGGGCCCACCAGGCACCGGGAAGACGGUGGUGGGCUUCCACAUCGUGUUCUGGUUCUACAAGUGGAAUGAGGAGCUGGCGCCGGCCGGGGGCGCUCCCGGCCACGAGAGGCAGCGGGGCGGCCCCUGCAUCUUGUACUGCGGCCCCUCCAACAAGUCGGUGGACGUCGUGGCAGGAAUGCUCCUGAGCAGAAGGGCCGAGCUGAAGCCCCUCCGUGUGUACAGCGAGCAGGCGGAGGCCACCGAGUUCCCAGUGCCGGGCGUGAGCAGCAGGGGCCCGCCCAGGAAGACCCCUCGGGAGGGGAGGCCCAAUCAGAGCCUCAGGACCAUCACGCUGCACCACCGGAUCCGGCAGUCCUCCAAUCCCUACGCGCCCUCCAUCAAGGCCUUUGACACCCGGCUGCAGAGAGGGGAGGUGUUCCCCGAGGAGGACCUCGCCAGGUAUAAGAAGAUCCUGGGGAAGGCGAGGAAGUUCGAGCUGGACCGCCACCGCGUCAUCCUCUGCACGUGCUCGUGUGCGGCCUCGGCCAGCCUCAAGAACCUGGACGUCCGGCAGAUCUUGGUCGACGAGGCAGGCAUGGCCACGGAGCCCGAGACCCUCAUCCCCCUGGUGAACUUCUCCCACACUGAGAAGGUGGUUCUUCUUGGGGACCACAAGCAGUUGCGGCCUGUGGUCAAGAAUGAGCAGCUGCAAAGCCUGGGGCUGGACCGGUCUCUCUUCGAGAGGUACCACAGGGACGCCUACAUGCUGGACACGCAGUACCGCAUGCACGAGGGCAUCUGCAGCUUCCCUUCCAUGGAGUUCUACCAGAGGAAGCUGAAGACCUGGCCGGGCCUGCGGCGGCCGCCCAGCGUCCUGGGCCAUGCCGACAAGGAGAGCUGCCCUGUCAUCUUUGGCCAUGUGCAGGGUCACGAGCAGAGCCUGUUGGUGUCCACAGAUGAAGGGAACGAGAACUCCAAGGCCAACCUGGAGGAGGUGGCGGAGGUGGUUCGCAUCGCCAAACAGCUGACCCUGGACAGGACAGUGAACCCCAAGGACAUCGCCAUCCUCACGCCCUACAACGCGCAGGCUGCCGAGAUCAGCAAGGGCCUCGUGCGUCAGGGUGUCACCGGGGUGGCAGUGUGCUCCAUCACCAAGAGCCAGGGGAGUGAGUGGCGCUAUGUGCUGGUCAGCACCGUCCGUUCCUGCCCAGAGAGCGACUUGGACCAGCGGCCAACGAAGAGCUGGCUGAAGAGGUUCCUGGGCUUCGUUGUGGACCCCAACCAAGUGAAUGUGGCCAUCACCCGGGCCCAGGAGGGGCUCUGCCUCGUCGGAGACCACCUCCUGCUUCGAUGCUGCCCUCUGUGGCGCAGACUCCUGGACUUCUGUGAGGCCCAGCGGAGCCUGGUUCCCGCUGGCCAGGUGCGGGUCCAGAGGAGGCCAGCCGUGCUUGUCUGAAGGGCCCGCCUCCGCCGUCCACUGCCCUCAAGCUGGCAGGACAGCCAGGAAAAGGCCAAGCCCUCCCCUGCCGGCUGCUGUGGCCCCGCUCCGCGGAAUCCCAGUGCCUUCUUCAGGAGUCAUUGCCGGGCCGGCCUGGCCCCCACGCCCCGACUGGGCGAGGUUGCAGCGGCCGCCUGCGUUAGCCUCCUUCUGGAGUCUUGCCUUGCCCCGGGGGGAGCACGGACUUGAGGAGAGGAAAGAGGAGAUUGGGGCUCAUCCUCCCGGUUGACCUGCGUCUGCUGCCGCUGUGGUGCCAGGGGUGGGGCCGCAGGGAAGGUCUGGGGUCCAGAAGGAAAUCCCAGCUCUUUGGUCUGGGAUGCCAUCCCAGCCACACGGUGCGGCCAUGGAGCUCAGCUUUAUUUUCUAUUUUUAAAUAAACCCAAACUCAGGGCAGAGAGGCUUCCCUGGAAGCCAGGGCCGUUUCUCUGCACCCACAGCCCUCCCUGAGGCCACCUCCCCUUGACCUCCCCUCCCACAGCAGUGCUCCCAAGGGCUGUGGGCGGGGCUGCCAUCGUGGCUCCCCUGGAUGCUACCACCCCCACUCCGCCCCCACUCCACCCCCACUCCACCCCCACUCCGCGGGUGGCCAGGUCAGGACAGCCUGCCUGCCCAGUGUGUCAGGAGGCCUUUGUGUCCUGCCUUCUCUGAAAGCCUCUGGUCUCCCACCGAGCCCGCCCUGAGGCGGCUCCGACCUGGGGCUCAGGGCGAUGGUUCCCACUCGUCAUGGGCUGGGGCUGCAGAGCAUGGUGUGCCGAGGAGGGCAGCCCCAGCCUUGCUGUAGGGCCCACAGGGAUGGUCUGUGUCUGUCCUGAAGUUUUUUACAAAUCCAAUCUCUACAUUCCAAUUUUGUAUCUUUUCUUGGACUAUUAUAUGAUUGAACAUUAAUUUUUUUAUAAAGGCCACUCUGCUUUCUCA